AUGGCGGCUGGUGAGUGUCGGGGUCAGCUGGCUGGUCAGCUCCUUCAGCUGCAGCUGCAGCCAGCCCCUUAUAUACUCAGCCUUCCGUGUGCCCCCUCCCUCCCCUUCCCUGCUUCUCCGGCUCCCCCUCCGGCUCUCCCUAGUUCUCAUGUCUCCAUCACCCCUGUUCCCGCCUCAUACGCCCUCAUCCUGCCUCUUGCCUUCUCUCUCUGCCCCUCAGGCCUCCUGCCAGAAGAGAUCCUGACCCCCACCCUCUACCACGGCUACUAUGUCCGGCCCCGGGCCACCAGAGCUGGGGAGGGCAGCCGGGCAGGGGCCUCUGAGCUCAGGCUCAGUGAGGGCAAGUUCCAGGUGUUCCUGGAUGUGAGCCAUUUCACCCCAGAUGAGGUGACCGUGAGGACUGUGGACAACCUGCUGGAGGUGUCUGCCCGGCACCCCCAGCGCCUGGACCGCCAUGGCUUCGUGUCUCGGGAGUUCUGCCGCACCUAUGUCCUGCCUGCCGAUGUUGACCCCUGGCGGGUCCGCGCUGCUCUCACCCAUGACGGCAUCCUCAAUCUGGAGGCGCCUCGGGGUGGCCGCCAUUUGGACACAGAAGUCAAUGAAGUCUACAUCUCCCUCCUCCCUCCACCUCCUGAUCCGGAGGAAGAAGAGGAGGCAGCCGGAGUUGAGCCCUGAGUGCCUCAGAUCCAGUACCCAGCCCUUUCUACCUCCCGUGGUGAUGCAGCAGCUGCCUCCACCCCAGAGACAGCAGCAGCCUUGGGAGAAGGGAAAAGUGCAUGGGCCACAAAGUAUGGUUUGGUCCUGUGGGACGUGUCCUAGCCUUUGGUUUAGUUCUAGAUAGAAGUGAAUAAACCCAAAUCUCUGGGC
Molecule: messenger RNA, 867 nt
Organism: Myotis brandtii (Brandt's bat)
Lineage: Eukaryota; Metazoa; Chordata; Mammalia; Chiroptera; Vespertilionidae
Gene: HSPB2
Product: heat shock 27kDa protein 2
Exons: 2
Coding region: 1-675 (224 amino acids)
Biological process (GO): response to heat; protein refolding
Molecular function (GO): protein folding chaperone
Source: RefSeq, a predicted model, not a curated record